This is a messenger RNA of Neurospora hispaniola, 771 nucleotides long. RefSeq names its product isopentenyl diphosphate isomerase. Gene Ontology annotation, biological process: isopentenyl diphosphate biosynthetic process; isoprenoid biosynthetic process. NCBI's taxonomy places the organism in Eukaryota, Fungi, Ascomycota, Sordariomycetes, Sordariales, Sordariaceae. The record is from RefSeq and is a predicted model, not a curated record. Gene Ontology annotation, molecular function: isopentenyl-diphosphate delta-isomerase activity. The transcript has 3 exons. Bases 1 to 771 code for a protein of 256 amino acids. Gene Ontology annotation, cellular component: cytoplasm.
AUGUCGACCGCUACCACCACCAACGUUGCCGAACCCAUCACGGCCGAGACGAUCCUUCGCCUCUUUCCCGACAUCGACACGAGGAGCGACGCGCUCGAGGGUCACGAUGAGGAACAGAUUCGCUUGAUGGACGAGGUCUGCAUUGUCACCGACGAGAACGACCUUCCCAUUGGCACUGCCAGCAAGAAGCUCUGCCAUCUUAUGACCAACAUCGAUAAGGGUCUUCUUCACAGAGCCUUCUCUGUCUUCCUCUUCAAUGACAAGAACGAGCUUCUCCUCCAGCAGCGCGCCACCGAAAAGAUCACCUUCCCCGACAUGUGGACCAACACCUGCUGCUCGCAUCCUCUGAACCUUGCCAACGAGACUGGAUCGACCCUUCCCGAUGCUAUCGCUGGUGUCAAGAACGCUGCCAGGAGGAAAUUGGACCAUGAGCUGGGCAUCAAGCAGGAGCAGGUCCCCUUUGAGGAUUUCCGUUUCCUUACCCGUAUCCACUACAAGGCUCCUAGCGACGGAAAGUGGGGUGAGCACGAGAUUGAUUACAUCCUGUUCAUCAAGGCCAACCCCGAGGUCAACGCCAACCUAAACGAAGUCCAGGCCACACAGUGGGUUUCUGCCGAGAAGCUCAAGGAGAUGUUCAAGGACCCCUCCCUCAAGUUUACCCCCUGGUUCAAGCUCAUCUGCGAGUCUAUGCUCUUUGAGUGGUGGGCUUCCCUUGACAACGGGCUUGAAAAGUAUACCGACGAGCAGGAGAUUCGCCGUAUGCUUCACUAG